ACCUGAUCCAUAUGCAGAACCAUACAGAGAUCCGUACAGAAUAAGACCACCUCCACCUCCUAUUGAAUGUGAAAUAUUUGUUCUCAAUGGACAAUUGAGGACUUACGGUGAAAUUGUGGAGCGCAAAAUAAAGGAACACAAAAUCAUCACUGCCGUGUCGGUCAUCCCUGAAGGAAGGACACCCCAGCAGUUAGUAGAAGAAGUGACCACACAGAAUGCCCUGUUUGCCAUCUUCAUAAAUGUUCAGAAUGAGGUGCAUCGCUCCCUGACGGUCAACAUUUUGCAUGGCACUCCACAAGAGCACAGAAACAUGCCCCUUGAGGAUGCAAUAUCACUGGUGGGACGCAGCUUUCUCAAGUACAUUGACGGUUUGCGCGAGAAAGUGCAGGCGCCACCUGUUGUGCCGACUCGAGUUUUUCUGCCGCCAUCCUCGGAGGUGAUUUAUCUUCUGAACUUGCUGGCUGACAGCCGGGCGGUGACUAUUCCUGAGCUCGACACAGUUAUCAAGUAUUUGCAGGAGCGGCGAGAAAAACUGAUCGAUGCCGAGAGCCGCCCAGUUAUUACAGAUGAUAAUUUUAUCAAGGGCCCACCAGUGCAGCGCUUAGAGAAUCCUCAGCCUCCUAGUCAAGACAAUCCUGUAGGUGCUUUAGCUGGGAGCAAAGAUCCUGCGGCAACACACCUGGAACUAACAAACAAGAUCUUGAGCCUGUUCACUGGGUCAGGCGGUGUACAAGGUGUUCCUCCUGCUAAUGGUACACAGCAGCAGCAGCAAGGGAAUUUGCCAAAGCAGCUUCCUUCGGGCACGCCAGCACCCGCUUCACAGCCGCAAGGGCAACCUGCUUCGAGUGCCAGCCUCAUCAACUUCGACAAUCCAAACGUGCAGAAGGCACUAGACAACCUCAUUCAGAACUCACCUAAUUUGCUGAAGAACUUUGGCACGAAAAUGUCAGCUCCUUCACCACAGAUUACGCCGGCCAAUUUGGCAGCCAGCAUGGGGGCUCUGUUUGGUCAUGGGCUUGGGGGGAUGCUGCCAGGACAGGCUGGAGGAAUGGGGCAGAAUAAUCAAGGGAUGGGUAACCUGCAGGGCGGUUAUGGAGGGCUUCAGGGGCAACUUGGUGCGCAGGGACAAGGAGCGCAGGGACAAGGUGCGCAGGGACAGGGGGCACCAGGGUCGUCUCAAAGUGUCUACAGUACAGGCAUAUCUGGACAAGGUAGAGGUUAUGCACCCCACUCACAGCAGAGGUUUUAG
Molecule: messenger RNA, 1249 nt
Organism: Candidula unifasciata
Lineage: Eukaryota; Metazoa; Mollusca; Gastropoda; Stylommatophora; Geomitridae
Source: the annotation of a GenBank genome assembly